Molecule: messenger RNA, 6049 nt
Organism: Sardina pilchardus (European sardine)
Lineage: Eukaryota; Metazoa; Chordata; Actinopteri; Clupeiformes; Clupeidae
Product: SH2 domain-containing adapter protein F-like
Exons: 8
Coding region: 378-1532 (384 amino acids)
Molecular function (GO): phosphotyrosine residue binding
Source: RefSeq, a predicted model, not a curated record
UAAUGUCGUUAUUAGCAAUCUGGUGCUACAACGUUAGUCCUGUGGCUAGCCGGCUAUAUUUGCAUACAGGAAAACAGUUAAUAAUUUCUUUCGUGGGGGAGCUAUGGUUUGUUCAUCACAUAAUCAUAUAUUAACAGUAUACCAUGAACAUGACUUGCGUUCUGAUUGGCAUGCAAUAUUGAACACCUAACUUUCCAUGGAAAGAUGAGGUAAACGUUAAUGCUAGCUAGCCAUUAACGUUGACGUUACUCCUAGCUAGCACUGAAACGUUAGCUGGGCAGCCUUUCAUCAUAAUCGAUUAACAGUUCCCUUAUGAUUCACCCGCUAUUGUUCUGUCGAGGCGUCCAUGCGUGAGUCCUUCUGAGGGAGAGAGACCCAUGGCAAAGUGGCUGAGGGACUACCUGAAUUUCGGCAGUCGGCGCGGACCCCCCCAGCCCCCAACGCCAGACUACACGGAGAGCGAGAUCCUGCGGGCAUACCGGGCGCAGAAAGCGCUGGACUUUGAGGACCCAUACGAGUGCUCCGAGCAGCAGCGCGACUCGCCCGGCAGUGCUAGCGACGACAGCGAGGGCUUCGAGGCGUUCGGUGCGGUGCUGCCCAAUGGGCUUCAGGUGAAGGUGGUGUCGCCCAAACACCGCCUCAUCAAGGUGGACUCCCAGGAGUUCGGACGCUGCGCCCCCGUCCUCACAUCCAACUUCACCAGCACACUCGCCUUUCAGGAACCCCCGUCUCCUCCGGUGGUCCCAUCAGCUCCUGCGGUGGGGGACACGGAUUACUCGGACCCGUUUGACGCCAGACCGGAUCCCCGGGCCCGACCCGUCCAGGAGGAUCUGCCAGUGGAGAGCAGCAGCUACAUGGAGCCCUUCGAGGCCCAGAGGGUUAUCACAGAGCUGCAGCAGGGUCAGCUGCUGUAUGACAGCCCGUAUGAAGAGCGAAGUGGGCGUCGGCUUGGGGUGGAGUCAGAAGAGGAGGAGCGCGAGAGUCGCCUCCCACAGGAUGACGAGCGGCCUGCGGACGAAUAUGACCAGCCCUGGGAGUGGAAGAAGGACAACAUCUCAAAGGCACUAGCAGCGGUGCAGUUUGAGGGGAGUGAGUGGGAGGACCAGGGCCGUGCCCAGCGCUGCAGCCCAACCACCAGUGGCAGUGCCAGCCUGCGCCACCCGUCCGACCCGCACAACAUGUUGGGGGAGAGGGUCGACCCCUAUCUGUCUUUAGAGAAGCAAGUCUGGUACCACGGAGCUUUGACCCGCUCCGAGGCAGAGGCCCUGCUGACGCUGUGUAAGGAGUGCAGUUACCUGGUGAGGAACAGCCAGACCAGUCGCACAGACUACUCACUCUCCAUCAGGAGCUGCCAUGGCUUUAUGCAUAUGAAGUUCUCUCUGUCCAGGGAAGGCAAGUACGUCCUGGGUGAGAACAGCCCCCCGUUCGACACCAUCCCCGAGGUCAUCCACUUCUACACCACCCACAAGCUGCCCAUCCGUGGGGCCGAACACCUCUCCCUACUCUUCCCUGUGGUGGUGCAGACGCUGUGAGGAGACCCACCGCUACCGCCACACACACACACACACACACACACACACACACACACACACACACACACACACACACACACACACCCCCCUGCUGGAGUUUCGCCAUGGCAACCACACAACACAGAGGCAUCUCCAUGUCGACGACCUCACAUGGCAACAGCAGCUUCACACACUCCCAGAGAAGUGCCUCCAUAGCGAUGACUCCACACACCACAGAGUGUCCGUCUCCAAGCAAACAUCACAGUCUCUGUUGAACACCUCGAACCCCCUGCACUCUCAGUGUUGGGGAGGGGUUUAGUAACUGUUAGACUGUCCCCACACAAACUUUGCUCUCCCAGGAUACAGGAUAACUUAAAGUUUAUUUAAAUUAUGUCAGUAUCUGGUUUACAUAAAUGCGUGGGUUUUCUUGGGAUCUUCACUAGACUUUGAUGAUCCCUACAAAAUCUGAACACUUCCCUUCUUCUCUUUCUAUACACCUGUCACACUGCUCCCUCAGAAACUGGAAGCUCUUGGUCAGUCUAUAGAGCUGAUGGAAUAUCAGUCAUGCUCUUUGGAGGGUCAAGCAAACUCAAAUAGACUCACCCUAACAUGUCGCCCGACAGAAGGACCGCUACUUAAUUGAAUGGUGUCUUCAUGGGCUGCUCGGUGUUGUAAUGGUCCCAUCUUAAUGAGGUAAUGUAUGGAGACUAACUCAGUGUUGUUAUCAUGACCGGAGUAUCAGAGGAGUCCUUUGAUCUCCCUUUCAACUUUUUUUUAAGGGGGAUUCUUUAAGGACUUUUACUCUCAUGCUUGGAAGGGAUGCUAUGUUUUUCAGGACUAUUAUGAGACGCUACUUGUCACUGCAAACACCUCAGCAUUCAUUCACAGGAGCCCGUUUAUACCGAGAAAACCUGUGAGACGUUCUGAGUAUGUUGAUUCACAAGACCCCAUCUCUGCCGAGAUGAUCUGCUAGAUCAUCUGUUUGUUCGUUCACAAGAGAUGCCCUGCCCUGUUCUGGCACUGCACUGACCUGCUGGCCUGCCCAUGCUGAGGGCCAGCCGCUGGCACUAGGGCCUGAUGAUGCCCUCUCAGAUCCUGAACGGGUACCAAUGAUGCCCACUACAGCAGGUGUUGAUUUUCCUCUCAGACACAGGAAGGGGGGGCACUGGUACCCUCUUAAACAGAAUGGACAGCCUGAAGAGGGCCUUUGCCCUGUUUGUCCGUCUGUCUGUCUGUCCGUCCGUCCACUUGCUCCUCUGCCGCCACAGUCAUACACUGGUCUCUCUUAAGCAAUACGCACACACGCACACACACAUGACUUGUUUCAAUCAAUGCUUCUUUCAUUGGCAGUAUUGGCACUAACCUAUAUGUUUGACAGAUGUGUAGGGGGGCCUUGGAGAGCUGGCUCAUAUUCCGGUGCUUUGGUGUGUAUUUGUAGAUAAAUCCUUAAUUAGAAACUGAGUAUUUCUUAUUCCAGCAGCUAGAACACCCUCAGUGCACUUACGACACUAGCCUCCAACACCCCACACAGAAACAGAGGAGGGUCAGGAGUGUGAGACCAGCCAGUGAGGAACCCCUGCAAUGGAAGAGAGGGGUGCUAUUGGUUGGCUGUGGAGAUGGUGGGCUAUCUCUCCAACCAAUAGUCUGCCAGCAGCUACCACCCUAUACAACCACACCAUGUCCUGGGGUUCAUAUAGUCUGAGCAUCCACUCCUUCCUGCUCUGAAUGUGUUGGGCCUUCACAACAUUAGUCUUCUUUUAAAGGUGCUUGCACUCUGCCCCAACCAACUCCAACAAACACCACAUUUGGGUUUGCGUACUGUCAGUUUGCAUUUGGUGUUUGCUGGAUGUUUUUUUUUUAUUAGUUUAUCGUUAGCAGUGUAGAAGGAUGGGCCUUUACAAUCACCAUAUUAUGGGAUGUAAGGAGGAGAGGAUAUGGCAGGGAGAGGUCACUCAAAUGGCCGAAUAUGAGUAAUUACAUGCCCAUUGCCACAAUAGUGAUGUUAACACACAGGGUCUGGUAAUCAUGGCAAAUGAAUAAGAACAAACACUACAAGGUUGUGUACUCUGCCCCAAACCAAAGGAGAAAUAGCAGUGGUUGUGUGCCGUGAAGCCCAGGUUAGGGGUUUCAUGCCUGUUCAUUUGUACCAGUUGACCAGUUUUUCAUAAUAGUUGUCGACUGAUUAAGGUGCUGGUGCUAACAUUCUGUUGCUAGGGGAACAUUCCAGGUGGUAAUCCAUAGUAGACAUGUUCUUGUUUGACUCUAACACAGCUGUGUACAACAGGGAUUGCACUGGAACAGGUGUCAUUUUCGGUGAAGUACUUCCUUACAUAGGAAUGCAUGUCAAGCCGGUUAGCCUUUAUCCAUUUUGUCAUUUACUGGUUGACUGGUGCGUACAUCACUGGCUUGUGAUGGCUUCAGUAGUCGAGUGGACUAGUAGUUGAUGAAAUCCAUAACCCUGGUGAAGUGUUUAAAGGCAGUUAAUGAUGUGAGUGAACUACAGCUGUGAAAUCUGAAACGUACACCACUUGGUAUUUCUGCCACUUGCAACAUAGGAAAGCUCACUAGAUGAAGUGAAAUAGAACACUGGAUGCUACCAGGUCCCUGCAUAACAACUAUAGAUUGUAUGUAUCAAAUACAAUAUAUGAAAAAAAAAAACUUUGUCUGGGGGACUUUAAAACAUUACUUAUACAAUCACUUCAAAAUAUAUAUUUUAAGGAAAUGUCAAACACCUAUGCUCUGUAUUAACCCAAUACACAGACAAAACAUUUUACCAGCUGACUUCAGACUGUACCCCUGAAGGUGUUCCAUCAGAUUCUGUGCAAGUCAAUGUAAUAUUGCAGUUGUGCAUAAUGGUAUUGAAGAUGACUCGAAUCUUUCAGAAUUCUACACAUAGCCCCUUGAAAGCAGGCUGUUAUUUCGGUCACAGGGUCAGGCUGCACACUUCUCUUGGGUUUUACUCUCUGUGGAUGUCUUGUCAAUCAUUCCUGGACCUGUCGAGCUGGCUUCUCAUGUAACACAGUAUGCACUGUGCUAGCUACUGGGGUCAGAGCAAAAUAGUUGUGGGCACCACGUGCGAGGGCUUCCUGACCAAUGCGCUUGCUUUGUGCAUAGGCUUGGCGGAAGCCAUUUUAGAUCAUGAGUAAAGAGGCGCAGCAGUGCUGUGGUCAUAUUGGAUUGCCUGUUAAAGUUCUUUGCUGUAAGGAAGGACGUGCUCCGAGACAAAACAGGAACUUAAGGGCAACAUUCCAGCCCACAUAACUGGCCUUGACGAGGGAAUAUAAAGCAAUCGUAGUUGCCAAACUAUGGCUGACAGAAUCACAAUGUGGUGACAAGUUGUGUAUACUGUGCUGAUGAGAUGAGACACUGACAUGUCUUAAAACCUUAUGGGUUCAAAUAUUGUUCAUGGUUGAGUACCCUUCUCGAAGGACGUUCAUACAGGGUGACAAUAAUCACCGUCUUUCAUGAAGGAUAUAGGGUAUUGCGAGCUAUAGCAGGUCUUCCAUGUGCCCUGGCUCUCUGCUUUGGGCAUUUGUAAUAUCAGUAUGUUUAUCAUUUGACAAAUAUUCCACCUCUUCACCCUGCGAUCUUAACACCUGACAUUGGACAUUUAAAUAUCUCGGUGUAGGCCUUUACUUGUAGUUACUUAGUGCAGCUUAAAUAGCGAGAAACUAGUUCAAUUGUAAUAUUUGAAUAGUCUUGGCUAGUUCGGUGGCGCUUGUGUCAAGGAAAUAUUCAUCUUUUAGGAUGAGUGGGUUACUAUACUCCCAUACUCUAGUCUAGACAGAAAACCAAGGUGAGUACAUUUGAUAGGAAAUCACUGGUUGCCCUCUUGGUUUUUACAUUGUUGUAAGGGCUUAAGGUGACAUAACCGUUUCGACUUACUUUUUGUAUCAAAUAUGAAAUUGUGUUUAAAAUGGCAAUCUUAUAAAUGAUCUUGGGAGUGUCAAUGUACGUUAAGGAACAGUAGAUUUAGCCUGGUUCUGUCGGUCUACAUCUACUACUUUCUUUUAAGUCUCAGAAGUAUUGCAAUUUAUUGACCAAUACAGUACAUGACUAUUAAUUUAAAUUCUACCAAAGAUGACCAGCUGGGCUUGCAGGAUGACUGAUCUUGUAUCACCUCCUCAAUGGCAUCCAUGUUGCCUCUGGAGUUCCCACACAAGAGGUUCCUUUGUGAUUUAAACGUCUCUCCUCAGCUCAGAAAUUAGCUGUCCAAAAAACUGUUCUAAAGCCUCUUCUCUGUUAAGUAUUUCGAGAUGCAUCUCAGCAGUUACACAGCUGAUUUAGACAGGCAGCACUAGACUAGAGCAGAACUGUUUCAGAUAUUUUACUUUGGAGUGGAACUAUUUCAUACCAAUCUGUCAGUAUGGCACAUACUACCUGAAGUUUUAACUUUUGAAGAGAAUGAAGACGGUCAUCUCUGAAAAGAAAAAGGACAAUUUUUGGUCUGGUGGUCUUUACUUGAGUUUACGGUUUCUCCACUCACACAAUUCUGAAAUGUUCUUUAAUUUCCUAUAAAAAAAACAAUAAAUUGUGAU